AAUUCGCCAAUUCGCCAAUUCGCCAAUUCGCCAGUCCAAGACGAUCAAAAACCAGACAGCGAUUACAAUGCUCCUCUCUGGGUCGCGUGCCAGUGCCUUACGGCUUCUUCCUCCAGGAUCCUGGGACACACAUGUGCACGUUUUCGAUGCUUCAGUGGGAGCAUACUCACCGUCAAGAGCGUAUACUCCCGCUGAGGCGAGUUUAGAAAAGCUGAAGCGUUUCAGCGCUGGUUUGACUGAAGAUGCUCGUCCGUCGAAUCUGGUACUCGUCCAGCCGUCACCGUACGGCACUGACAACAAAGUCUUGCUCCACUCACUAAAGCAGCUCCGAGACCAGGGCUUUACAUUAGCACGCGCAAUUGCAGUCAUGAAUAUCGCUACGACUCAGGAUAAUGAGCUGUGGUCCAUGCAUCAACUUGGAGUUCGCGGUCUGCGGCUCAAUAUGGUGUCAGAUGGGCGUGCGGUUGAUGUGGAUAGUCUGCGCAAGCUUGUUACGCAAGCUGCAACAAAAAUCAAAGACCUUCCCAAUUGGAAACUCGAGCUAUUUUGCCCUGCAAGGGUAUGGGACGUCAUUGCCGACCAUAUUGGCGGUCUGCUGGGACAUUCCAAGCUUGUAAGUGCGGAAAGCUUGACAGAAUCCAUCGACUCCACAAAGCAGCCCGGAUUCCAGUCUUUGGUCUCGCUGGCACAAGACUCCAAGGUCAUUAUCAAAAUCUCCGGCCUAUACCGCGCUUCGAAUCAAGGUGACACGGGCUAUAAUGACCUCGAGUCUAUUAUCAGUGCUUUAGGUAAACAAGUGCCCCAUCGACUGGUAUGGGCUAGUGAUUGGCCACACACUGGCGAAGGUAGCAAUCGUGGAGCGCGGGAUUUGGACAAGAUAGAGGAUUUCAGAACAGUAGAUAACGAGACGAUCCUUAAGAACCUCAGAGAGUGGGUCGGAGGUGAGGACAUGUGGGUGAACAUGAUGGUUCACACACCUUCGGAUGUAUACAGGUAA
This is a messenger RNA of Ilyonectria robusta, 997 nucleotides long. RefSeq lists its product as uncharacterized. NCBI's taxonomy places the organism in Eukaryota, Fungi, Ascomycota, Sordariomycetes, Hypocreales, Nectriaceae. Gene Ontology annotation, molecular function: hydrolase activity. Bases 68 to 997 code for a protein of 309 amino acids. The transcript is spliced from 3 exons. The record is from RefSeq and is a predicted model, not a curated record.